Molecule: messenger RNA, 9930 nt
Organism: Psylliodes chrysocephalus
Lineage: Eukaryota; Metazoa; Arthropoda; Insecta; Coleoptera; Chrysomelidae
Source: the annotation of a GenBank genome assembly
UUUGCUGAUUACAGAUAAGGUAAUCCUACAUGCCAUAAAGGCUGGAAACAUAAAAACAGUGAACUAAAAUUAUUUCUUAACACAAUUAAAUCUAGAAUAUAGUAAAACACAAUAAGGACGAUGUUUUGCAACAAUGAUCUAACAAUUUACAAUGUAUUUUUUUUGUCAAAGAACACCUAUUGAGAGUAGCGCUACAUUUAGCAAAAAUGAACCCAACAUCUUGCAUUGUAGCGACAUCUAUGACCGAAGUUCUAAAUCACAAGGAACUAUCUACAUAAAUUCGCGGCAUAUGAACAACUUUUUUAUUAUUAAUAUUAGGAAAGAAGUUAUUCUUUUUAAAAAGUCGAGAAUGGUCUAAAACCUAAAAUACAACCAACCAUCAGAUAUGAAAUUUUACCAGUCGUAUACGAGGUUUGUUAAAAAUAAAGAUUCUUUACUCUUCAGCAAAAUUCAAAUUAUUUGUGCAACGUUUUUUUAACACGUUCGCGACGUAGUCGAUUUCGGAUGUGUCAACAUACAACCGUAAUUUUUUUUGCUUAAUAUGUAAAUAUUAUUGUAUUUGUGAUCAAUAAACCUUUAUAUUAUACUGUUUUGUUAUUUUUUGUUGUAUUUAAAUAUGUACCACCAGUGGUACACGACGAUUGUGACAUAUUAAUAACUACGCAAAAUGCCGUAAAGAUUCUUGCUCAAUAGAAGUGUAAACAGGUGGGUCAAGUUACCUCGGACGGGAGAGGCAAAACUAUUACAGUGUGUUGUGCCAUUAAUGCAUAUUGAAAUUCAGUACCACCAUUUAUGAUAUUUCCAUUUGUAAAUUUCAAGCAGCCUAUGAUCAAAGGGGCUCCAUCUGGAACUGAUGAAUUUGCUAAUCCAUCAGGUUGGAUAGAGUGGCUGAAACACUUUAUCACUUUUUCAAAGGCUUCAAAAACUUCUCCAGUAUUAUUUAUGGAUAAUCAUGAAGCUCAUAUUAGCAUCUGGGCAGUAAAAUUGGCUAAAGAGAAUGGCGUUUUGUUACUGACAUUACCACCACAUACAAGCCACCGCUUAGACAGUUUAUGGGUCUCUAAAACACUACUACAAUGAUGCUUGCAGGUUUAGUAAACGACAAACAAUUUCCGUUGUAAGUCACAACAAAUAAAAUAUACCUAAAAGCAGUUAGUGUCAUUGAUGACAUGUAACGGAUUUGUGAUGAACAAUAGCUAUUAAAUUUUAAUAUUCAUUUAUAUUAGUUGAAAUAAAUUCAUUUUUCUAGAUCAUGGUUAAUGGAAAACCCAGGAAAAAUAAUUACACCAUAUGACAUAGUGGAAUUGUUAGGAAAAUCACAUCCCCUUGCAUUUAUGUAGUAUGAAAAAUUUAACAGCGGGAUUUCGCUCGACCCAUUGUGGUUAAAAUUCUUUAAACGACUUCCUCCUUCAUUCAGACCACCAUCAAGGCAUCGCCUUUCAUCAGCUUAUCUCAAAGCUCGGUAUACAGAAAUGCAAAAUGAAGUUACAAGCCAGCUGAAGGAUUCAAAACACAUUUACAAUGUGAUGGCUGGAGCAACAUCAGAAAUAAAUCUAUUGUAAACUUUGUUAUUUCAAAACCAGAACCACUGGUUGUGCAGUCCGUCGCAACAAAAGAGAACAGACACAAAGCAUCUUACCUAGCCGAGCUGAUAAUCAAUAUUAUUGAAAAAUAUGGUACUGAAAAGUUUUUGGUAAUCAUUGGGGAUAAUGUUUCAAACAUGAAAGCUGAUUUGGCGUUGCUAAAGAAGUAUCCAUCAAUCAUACCUCUUGGUUGCCUUCUGUGUGAAGAUAUUUUAAAGUGCAAUACUGUUAAAUCUUUUAUGGCAACUGUUACUAGCAUAGUAAAAACUAUCAAGAACAGCCAUGUCUUAAAAGCACUAUUUGACAGGUUUCAAUUGGAAAAAAGUCAAAAGAAUUUCUUUGAAACUGCCUGGUCAAACAAGAUGGGGAAGCAACUUGUUUUGUUUACAGAGUUUAUUAUCAAAUAAAUCUCGUGCUUCAAAAACUAGCUGUCAGUGAAGAAGCAGAAAUCUUAUCAGAAAUGAAACGACAGAUACUCGAUGAUGGUGUGUUUUGGGUCAGAGUUGAAAAAAAUGGUUAACAUCUUAAAUCUAAUUGUUGCCUUGAAUCAAACACCCUCCUGAUCCACAAUGUUUAUACAAAAUUUUACACUCUGCAAGAAACCAAGAAAUGCCAGAAUCUCCACUUCCAAAGAUUGAGCUUUAGAAAAACGUAUUCAAUUUGGGGUAGGACAAAUUCACCUGGUUGCUGACUUGUUAAAUUCUUCAUCUUAAGGUUGUAAGUUGAAGCCUGAGGAAUUACUUGAUGCUAUUACUUUUCUUUGUGAAAUUGGCGACAGCAGGGGAAUAAAUACAGUUGAUAUUCAUCAAAAUAUAGUUGACUAUAGGGAUAAAGAAGGGCUGUGGCGAAGGUCUUUUAUUUGGGAAGGUGUAAAACAUUCACGAAAUGAAAAAGCUAUCAGUUCCAAGUUAUGGUGGAGGAGGUGUAUUGGCUGAAGUAACUAUAAGAAUAUUAAGAGCCCCUUUGAUAUUUGCCGCAACUCAAAGAACGUUUAGUACUUUCAGUUGGAUUCACUGUAAAAAAAGAAACAGACUUACCACCGAAAGAGCUGGACAAAUAGCAUAUUUAUCACACAAUUGGAAUCUUCUAAACAAUGAGAAAAAGCCAAGAACUGUAAAAAGAAGCCAAGAAGAUGAUUUGACUCAAACAAAAGGCCAAAGAGAAGAACUUAUGCAAAUAUCCAAUGGUAGUGGUAGUAGUGAUCGUAAUGACGUCAGUGACGAUGAAAAUAGCAACAUUUCACUCUCAAAUCAUUCCAGUGACGAAAUCAACUCUGAGCCAGAAUAUUCAGACUUAGAUUAAGUCAUCAUAUUGUACUGAAUUCAUUUUUUGAAUUACAAAAUAAAUUUAAAACAAUUUUAGAAGGUUUAACUUCCUACGAGCCGUCAUUCGCUUUAAAUUCAUAAAUACCCGGGUAUUUCACAUCACUAGUGGGACUGCAAGGGUAAAUAACUUAAAUCGUUUUGAUAUUGAACUGCAGUCUUAUAUUAUUGGAUGAAUAGUAUCAUUAUAAUAAAUUCACUCGUAAGGGGGUAAAUUAGGGAGAGUAUUAUUAUUAUAUUGUUUGUUUUUUAAGUGUUCUAUUAUGUAAUGGUGGCAUGUCUACAGAGUCCCUUUGAUGCGUUCAUGGUGCCAUGGUAUGGGGCACCAAGGUCAUGUUUUCGACUUUUAUAAAAUUGUCUUAAUAAAAAUGUUUAAAAUUAUUUUUUUUCUUUCUGUUAAAACUCCAUCGCACAAAUAUGCAGUUGUAUUGUUACUUUGAAAUUAAUGCUGUAAAUCGAUUUUUUUGUUAUCAUGGUUUUUAUGAAAAAGUGACCAAGGUGUCCUGGUCUCCCCUAUAUACAUUGAAGUCAUAAAUCUAGCUAAAGAAAGUGGCACAACAAUAGUUACACUUCUUCCACCUUAUUGUAGUGGAAAAUUACAACCAUUAGAUGUUUCGUGUUAAGCUCCAUUCAAAGCAUAUUAUGCUGCUGCCGUAGAUUCUUGACAAAACAAAAUCCAGGAAAGAUUCUCUCAAUAUAUAACAUCGCUGGUUGUGUAAAUGAAGUACAUCAAAAGCCUAUGAUUUCAACAGCAAUUAUCAACGGCUUUAAGAAAACGGGAAGUUUUCCUUAUAAUAGCCGACCAUUGCCGCGUUUGAGAAUCCAUCUGAGAUGUAGUAAAUCUUUGAUCACGUGAUUCAGUAUACAUAAAUGUAAUGGGACAGAUGUUUCCGAUGUAGAUAAAAAAACGCUGAAGAUGUAAAAAAUGCAUCCGAUGUGGAUUCUCAAACGCGGCAUAUAUGCCCAGUUCUGUAACUGACAGACCGAAUCCUGGACAUUCAAACAAUGAGUUGAUCAAACCCUCAACACUCGCUGGUCCAUCAUCACAAUUAGAUAAAGAGCCAUCACUGAAUGAUUCCGAAAAUAUUUUGCAAAACACUAGUAAAAUGGAAACAACUGAUAAUAAAACUUUUGGAAGUCCUGCGGAGUUCAAAGGAUAUCCGAAAUCUGGCUCUAGAAAGUAAAGGUGGAGAACUAUCGAUAGUAUGCUUUCUGUCUAAUACUGACAGUUGACGUCUAAUACUGACAGUUGAUGUCUAAUAAUGACAGUUGACAGUGGUACUUUGACUUCUUUCAAUGUAUAUCCUAGAUGGUGAAGGCCAAAACCAAACUAAAAAAAGAAGAUCAAAGAAUGUGUGUUAAAGGUUGUCUUUUUUGGGAAUGGUGAUUGUUUUUUGUUUUGAUUUUGAUUUGAUAAAAUAUAAUUAUAUUGUUUAAACUAAUUAAUUCGUUUGAACCGAAAAUUAUACGGAACUGUAAUAAGAAUGUAACUGAUAAUAUGAAGACGUUUUUCAUUUGCACUAUUCGCAGUAAACCGGGAACAAGCCAAAGUAAGUUGGGAUUCUUUCUUGUUUUUGGAAUUCUCUAUAUUAAUGUUCAUUUUCAUUUUGUACGUACCAAUGAUGAUGAAACUGAUAAAAGGCUUAUUGAUAAUCCUAAUAAUCCUAGUAAGGAUGACAAAGAUGGCGAUGAAAAUUUAGAAUCUAAUAAAAGGAAAAGACCAGAGCUUUCCAGUUUGGAACUUUUUCAAAAAGUCCACUGAUAAACAAUUUGCCAAGUGCUUGAAUUUUGGCAAAGAGUAUAAAACAAAAGCAAUUUGACACCAUCUCAAACGAUACCACCUACAUCUUGUAGCAGAACCUUGGAAUAGCCAAAGUACUAAUAUAGUGACAGUGCUUCAAGCCCAACAAGGUCUAGCAACAGAUCAAUUAGCCCUUUCUUUAGGCGUUAAGCUCAGUAUAAUAGCGAUUCUAGAAGAAAAAAGGAGCUGGAUAGGUUGUUGGUCUUAAAGAUUGCAAAGGACUUUCAAUCCUAUAAUAUUGUCAAUGAAACAGGAUUCAGAUCAUUUAUUAAUCUUUUAAAUCCGAUGAACAUUAUAGCCAGCAAGUAUACUAUUCGAGAGAUAAUUUUGAAAAAAGUAUAUUAACACACGUGAAAACCCGAAGAAAAUUUUACAAAGUGUUUAAUUUUUUGCAAUUACUUAAGAUUCAUGGACUUUAGUCGUAAGCGAAUCGUUUUUGACUGUAACUUGUCAUUUCAUCACUGAUGAUUUUGAAUUAAAAUCUGCUGUUUUGUUCACAAAACCGAUAGAAAAUGCAAUUCACCAUACAUCGGAAAAUGUUGUUGCAGCGUUGAGUGAUGUAUUUAAUGAAUGGAAUAUUGAAAUAAAAAUGACAUGUAUAGUAACAGAUAAUGCCUCAAAUAAGGUAAAAACUUGUGAAAUUUUAAAGGGAACAGAACACUGAUAUUCCAUUGAAACUGUUUUAAUAAGUGGCAACAAGAUGGAAUAGUGCUUAUGAAAUGAUAAAGAUAAUUUUAAAAACUAGUGAAACUCUUAAUAGAUUACCAUUAAAAAUAAAAAAAGCUCCACCUCUUACAAAAAAUUUCCAACUCUUACAAGAGGCGCCUUGUGAGGUUAAACUUAUUUUAACACACAACCAUAUGACCAAUACUGCAGAUUCUUUACGGUUUCGUAAAGUUUCUAAGAAUGUUGAUGCCAUUAAAUCUGGGUUUAAUAUUUUGAAGGAACUUGUUGGGGAAUCUAUUUUUGGAGGGCACAAAGAAGGACCAAAAGUCUUUAUGACUGAUGACUAUAUUUGAAAGGAAAGCAAUUUUUGACACCUGGUCCCAAUCAAAAAGAAUGCUGUGUUAUUUCAUGUCCUUCAGGCAGUUUUUAGGUGGCUUUCUAAAAUAAAAAAUGGUGUUCCUAAACAUCAGCAAACACUCAUUUAUAAAGAAUUCAAACCAUUUUGUACUCUAAAAACAUACAGGAAAUGACAGCUAACUACAAUAUAGCUAUUGAAAAUGCAAAAUUAUUUCCUACCUACAUCAAUUACUUAAAUAAUUAUUGGUGGCCAAAACGAGAAAGUUGGGCGAAAGCUUAUAGACAUGGUAUAUUAAUGAAAAACAACCACACCAAUAAUUAUUUUGAAAGUACAAUACGUCAAAUUAAGGACAAAAUCUUUUCUCGAAUAAAAGCAUUUAAUGUAGUACAAAUGGUAGAUUUUAUGUUAACGAAAUUCGAGGACUAUACAGUGAGAAAACUUCUAGAUGUCACAAGCAACCGGUCAGGAAUGAAUCUAUUCCACAGAGAAAUUGUUAUGCCUUCUUCAGAAUUAAUUUAACGAAUUAAAAAGCUUAGCGACAGUUUAGUUGCUGUCCCAGAUGAAACAAAACCAAAUUUGUAAAAUCUAUUAAUAAAGUUGACUGGCUUUUUUAGGUGCUAUCUGCAAACACAUUGAUUGGGCCAAUAUGCUUUUUUGCACAGAGAAAUAUGUUGCUAAAAUAGAUAACCUUGUGGCUACUGGACAAACUUGUAAAAAGGACUGGCUUCAACCCUUAAUUAAAAAGACAAAUAGCACCGCCGAAUCAAAUACUGCUUCUUUGAAUCAAGUGAGAGAAGAUAACACCGAUAAUGCAAUCAGUAACAUUCCAUCACAUCCAGAGGAGACAGAUUUGUCAACAAGCAUACCUAAAGGAAGUAAUGUUGAACAAGAAGUUUAAAAAACGUACACCGAGUUAAUGUCUAAUAUGACUCAGGUUUUCAAUAAAUAUUUUGAAAAAUCACCACUCGAAGUAACCAGUAGUAUGGAAAAAAUGAUGUCAACACUGGACAGCAUUAAAACACCUGCAUCUUUUUCAUCGGCAAUAGCUACAUUUGGACAUGGUGAGUAUUUUUUUGGCUAUUUUUCUAAAUUACAUACAUAAUUAUUAUUUCAGUUUAAAAUUCCUAUAAGACUAUUAUUUUUUUCCCUAGCAUUCACGUACGGUUUAUGAAAUUUGGUAUGUUUCAAAUAAAUAGGUAUUGCUUGCUUUAUCCUGCUAUUGGUGGAGGUCUUGGGCUGGGGCUGGGGGCAGUUUUGAUGCCAAUUUUUUUACUUUGUUUUAUGGUAUUGAUGUCCUGUGGACCUAAGCUUGUAUUUUUGCGGUAUUGGAAUUUUUUUGAUGUUUUUAAAUAAUAUAGUUGAAAAUGAAUAAUUUUAAAAAUAAUUUUAGAAGAAUUAGAAAGAAUUUGAUUAGAAAGGUGUUGGAUAAAAUAUAUGCAUGAAAGCGAAAGCCAACUGAAACGUAUCUUUACUUAACUGAGUAUAUCUUUACAGGAGUUGGUGGUCGCAAAAGAAAAGAAAGACGUAUUCCAAUUCAGACGAACGCAGUUGGAAGGCGAAUAAAAAAAAUUUAAAAAAUUAAAUAAAGUAUAAAAUAAAUUAAUUUUGAUAUUCUCAAGUAUUUUAAUGUGUCUUUAUAAUAUAAGAGCUCUAAGUUUAGUCGAUUAUUAUUAUUCAUAUCGUUGCUCGAAGUGGACGUGUUUGUCUGUGCGCUGUGCCUUGAUUAUAAAUUUGAUAUACGAAAAUGACGAGAAGUACAACUACCAAAGCAGAGGUUAGUAAAAACACUAUUAUAAUUAGUUUAGAAGAACUUAAAGACAUUUUGCAAAAAACAGUAAAAGAACAAACAGAAGUGCUGAUUACAGAAAUUCAGAUACUGAAACAAGAAAUAACCGAUUUAAGAGAAAGUAAUAUAGAGAUGGUUAGAAUGUUAACACAUCAUCCGGCUAGUUUAUUAAAAAACAAUUUAUUAGAAUCUGAAGAUUUAGAUUCUUCAACUUUAUCGGGGCAUACAAUUGUAGACACUAUCACAAUCAGUUGAGAAAGAAAAAAUUGUCCGAUUAGAUAGUAAUUAUUCGAAGGUACCGCACCAGCAGACUUAUUCUAGACGUGGUCGAAGCAGAAAUACAGAGAGGCCCAAGAAAAUUGUAUUAGGUACGGGAACAAAUGAACAUGAACAAAAGGAAAAUGUGGCAGAUGAGUUUGGAAACUUUGCAUCAACUCGUCGUCUGUGGAUAUAUGUAGGUCGUUGUAAACCUACUUCAACUCCAGAGGAUAUUAAAAAAUACCUAGAAAAAAGAUCACCCGGACAUGAAUUUAAUGUAACGAAGUUAAAUUCACAAGGGCGUAAUUCUUCUUACAGAGUAGAAGCUGAUGUCGAAUUAGAAAAUAAUCUAUAUACCCCUAGUUAUUGGCCCAAAGGUGUCAUCGUAAAGAAAUUUCAAUUUCGAAACACUGGAUACCAAGACCGAGAAUUUUAAUUUUAAUUCGUACCAGAAUCAAUAUUUUCUUAAAAUUAUAUGUGUUAACACUCAAUGUAUUACAAAUAAAAUUGAACAGUUUGAGUUAUUAAUUCAAGAAUACAAACCGCACAUUCUGUGUGUUUCAGAAACUUGGUGUUUAGAGUCCAAUUAUACAUGUAUUUUCUUUAAAGAUUUUAAAAUAGCUGAGUACUAUGUACGACCUAACCGUAUACACGGCGGAGUAAUGAUUUUGGUCCGAAAUGAUAUUUAUUGUAAGACUAUAGAUAUUGUAAAAAAUUUAUCUGUAGAAAUGCAUUCAGAGAGUUGUGGUAUAGAAAUUUGUGUUAAAAAUGUAAAAUACUGUAUUAAUGUAAUGUAUAGACCGUCUGGAGCCAAUGUAAAUAUAUUUUUUAAUCAAGUUACUGAAAUAUUAGAUUAUUGUGUAAAGAAGCAUAAAAAUGUUAUUCUUUGUGGAGAUCUGAAUAUUGACUACUUAACUCAAUCUAACAACAAAAAUAUUUUAUUAGACCUUAUGCAAUAUUAUAAUUUGACAAUUCAAAAUACAGAUCCCACGAGGGUACAUAAAGAGAGUAAUGGGACUGUUUCAAUAUCAAAACUUGAUUACGUAUUUACAAAUAUGCCUAUAGAUACUUAUAACGAAACUGUUCAUGAUCUGAAUCUAGGAGAUCAUUUUGGUUUAAUUUUAAAUAUAAAAUCAGAAUUAAUUACUCCUGUAAAAAGACAAAUAUCUUUUAGAAAUCUGGGUGAAAAUGCUAUUGGUAAUCUGCAAAACUAUUUUCGACAUAAUCGUAAUUUUAAUGAACUAAGCAACUACGCAAAUAUUAAUGACAUGUUAAAUGAUUUCUAUGGUGCUAUUAAUUUUGCAAUCGAUAAAUUUUGUCCAAUGGUUAAGAAAAUAGUUUGUUUAAAUCAAAAUAGGAAAUGUAAAUGGAUUACCACAGCGACAAUUGAAAUGGGUAAUAGAUUAAAAAACCUGCAUUGGUUAAAACAGAAUUUUUAUGACAAACAUUUAGAAUUAGAAUACAAAACUCAAUUUAAAAACUAUAAACAAAAACUAAAACGUGAUAAAAUAUUUUAUUAUCAAAAUUCAAUUGACAAUAAGACGAACCCUAUUGAAAUGCAAAAAUACGUAUGGAAACUAGUUAAAGAAAAAAGCGGCAGAAUAAAGACAAAUCAACAAAUUAAAUUAAAAAUCAAUGAACAGAUAAUUGAAAAUAAUUUUGAGGUAGCAAAUAGUUUUGUUAAACACUAUAGUAAUGCAGUAAAAUUAUUGAAUGAAAAGUAUUUUGGAAGCGCUAGUACAGAUUGUACAAAAUGUGUUCUGUGUAACAGUAAUUCGUUUUUCUUUGACCCAGUAAAUAAACAAGACGUUUUAGAGAUAAUUGGAAAUUUAAAAAAUACUAAUUCUGUUGGAGUAGAUUGCAUACCCACUAAAAUUAUUAAAAAUAUUGCUUAUUAUGUAGCUGAACCUUUAGCUAAUAUAAUAAAUGUUUCCGUUCAGGAUGGUGAAUACCCUGAAGAUUUGAAAGUAGGAUUAAUAACUCCUUUAUACAAAAAAAAUGAUCCGCUAAGUUUAAACAAUUAUAGACAAAUAACAGUAUCAAAUGUCAUAAGUAAAAUAGUCGAAAAGGCUAUGUAUAAUAGGAUGAUUUCUUACUUAAAAAAGUAUAAGAUCAUAACUAAAUGUCAAAAUGGUUUUUACCCUGGUAGAUCAACG